CUUUGCAAGAGUCACGUUCUCCACAGUUCCUGCAGUCUGCAUCUCAAAAGUCUCUCUAGUGUCUCAGAACAUUUCAGACUGUAGCAAUUUAGCUUAACUGGCUUGGUUAACUUCAGCAAGAAGAGCAAUGAAGAGGAUCCAACCUUUUACCAUCGGGACUAAGUUAUCUGUCCCCUCCGAGACAAAAUGUUUGGAUUGUGUGGGAAUCAUCCUUCCUGUACCGGGUCUGGACUGCUGUGAAUUGAGAAACGACUCAAACGAUGACGAUUCUUCCUUCCAUCAGGAGAGAGUGUCCACAUCCACAACAGCGGAGGGACUUUCAGACGAUAUUAAAGAGGAAGAUGAGAGGGAUUCUGUGUCCCCAUCAACCUCCUCCAGAUCUAUCAAGAAGAUUGCUAUGUGCGCAAACGCUGAAAGCCGGAUGAACUGCCAUGUCGCUGACUUUAACGUGACCAACUCUGAGACGAACAAGCCAAGUACUUCUACUGAAAAGCAGUUUCUAGUUGAGGAAAGACUGAGUGACAAGUCUGGUGCACAGCUAGAGACUGAUUCAUGGACUAAAGGAAGGAAGAUAAGGAACCUUCAUUACGAUAAAGGCAUGCCAGCUUUCCCAUGUGAUCAACCAGAGGAAGCGGCUCACAGCCAAAGGAGAGACCUCAAGGACAUCGAGAACUCUCUCAUCCAACUGACAACAAGUCUGGACCUGAUGCAGGAGGAACCAGAAAGACCUCUUCCGAACACGUCAGAUGGUGUAGAUUUAGGAUUGGAAAUGUUUAGAACAAGACAAAGCCCGGCGGACCACGUUGACAAAUCGUGGCUGAAGUUAAGAUCACUCCUUAGGGACUAUCAUCAAGAUCUCAUGUUGGCGCUAGACGUUUCAUCGUUUUACCAACAGGCUGACAGCAUCAUCAGCAGUAUUAAUUGGAAGAGGAACCUUGUAUUGGCGGGCGAGAUCCAAAAAAGCGACAAAGAGAAGAGAGAAAUUGCCUGUCAGAUCAACAUGCUGAAUGAGUCUGCGUCUCGCCUGUCAACUCUCCACCCAACCCUGGCCAGAAGAGUUACAUGCAAACAGGCUGAGGUGAAGGAGAACUGGGCACUUCUCCAGGAGUUUCUCCGGAACCAGAAGACAGAUGUGUCUUCAAAACGUCCGUCAACUUUACCCAUUGAUCCUCCAACCACAUGCCAUGAGUCACAGAGCUUUGCUAGAAAUGAGGGUCACAGCAUAAUGGGAAAAGACGUCAAAGAGGAGCAAAACCGUCUCAGAGGAUUUGAGUGCUCUCAAGGGCUGUGGGCCCAUAGGAUGUGGAGUCCAGUUGAGGAAUGUUCUGUAGGGAGUCGAGGCUCACUGUCGGAGAACAGCUGUUCCAAGCUGGACAAUAUCUCGGAAAAACAGGACAGGAAGAGCUGUAUCGCCCAGAUGGCUCAAACAACCCCUGUUUCCGCUCAAGAUUGUUUCAUACCCAAUAAGCUGAUGAAAGAGUCAAAGACAUCCACUGGGAUGAAUGAAGAGCAUGACUGCUCAAAGCAAAGACAAGACCACAAAAUAGAGGAGCUCCUAAGCCAGGUGGAGGUCCUUUGGGAUGCCCUGCAGACGAAAUAUGAAGAGAACAAUCAGACUGAACUAGUGGAAAAAACCCAAACUGGAGAUAAAGCCGUACAGAUGGUAUCAGAAUUCACGCUCUCAAACCAUCUCCCGGAAAAUGUAGAAGGCGGCAGUUCAGGAAUGCUUGAAAAGUUCCUUGAACUUCUGGAUCCCACAGGAUAUCACAAAAAGAGCCAAGAUGUUCCUGGACCACUGGAUAGGCAUGAAAUGCCUGAGGAUGCAGAAAUGUCACUAGAUCAAACUGAUCAAGAAAGAUCCCAGAAACAGGACCAGACCACUGAUGAACUACAAAGCUCGGUAUCUAAUCUAACACUGCAGAUAAACCAGCACCUCUGCCGCUGUGCUGAGCUCAGUAUGGACCUCCUGGACAUAGAAGCAGAUAUGGCUGUGCUUUGUGACUCUGACCUCAGUGGUCUGGAAGGCCUACAGGAGCAGCAGGAUGACCUAGAGGCUCACUCUAAUAUCAUUGAGUCGGAGGUGAGAGAGAUGGAAAGACUAGCCAGACAGCUAAAGGUUCCUUCCCCAGAGGAGAGAGACCCUCUCAGGGAAGAAGUUCAGGCGAUCCUGCAGGCUUGGGAGGAAGUAGGCCGCAACAUGACUGAGAACAGAGGCCGCCUGGAGAAGUUUCACCAGAUUCAGGACUACUUUGAAAACUAUCUUGCCAUGAUUACGUGGACAGAGAACACCAGAUCCUGUAUCCUUGCUGGCAGCUCUGCUUGCAGAGAGAGUGAAAUUGCAGAGAUUGAUCACUGCAUUGAAACAAAGCUGGAUGAGUUUAGCAAACUGGCCGCAGCUGGUCAAAUGCUUAUGCAAGAUGAGAGUCCGUUUAAAGACAUUAUCAAGGAGAGAACAGAUGAGUUGCAAAGCAUGAUGGGAUGGAUCCAGGUGAACUGGCACGCUCAAAAAGAGCAGCUUAAGGAUGGGAAAUCAGAGUCAACAAAUUAUUCCGCUCAACAGCAGGCUCUGUCUUUCAAAAAUCCUUCUGAUAGUCUCUGCAGAAAUGGAGAGGCCAAAGGAGGUGCUACUGAAACACAGUCAUCUCAAAACAACUUCGAGCAAAAGAGCGGGAGGCAUGAUGUUUCCAGUCUUGUCAGUCAGGAGUCCUGCCUUUCAAAGACUUCGCUAGGGUCUAGCAUUUGUCUCAUUUUGACCUUUGAUGAACAGUCUUCAGGCAUCAACCAAGUGACAAAGCAAUGGUCACCCAACAAUAAUGACAUACAUGAAGAGCCAGCAAGCAGCACUCAGGCGGACAGACAUCAAUCACAAGACAAAAACUCAAUGCAAAUGCAACAGCCACAAGAAAUGCUUCUGGUGAAAUGGCAGAAUGAAUCAGCCAUGAGUAAAGAGACCCAACAAAAUUCAUCUUUUUGGAAUCUCGGACAGUUGCAAAACAAAAACCAUGGAGAACAAGUCCAGUCACUAAGCAAACAGGAAGUAUCCAGCCUUUUGUCCCCAUGUAACACUGAAUCAUCGUUUUGCAACCACCUAACAGAGAAUCUGCAGUCCAUCAACAAGCGAUCUAAUCUGCGAUUAUCACCAGACACUGAUCAGGUGCAAAAACUAUCAGUCAUGCAUCAAGCGCAAAAAAACCCUCAGUCACCAAACUACAAACAAGACUUGAUGCGAAAUGCAACACAAAACAAUCUAGAAACAAACCAAAACCAAAGCGACGACCACCUGCGGCAUGAAGGGGCAGCUGAAGUCACUCAUAGAGUCUUCACGUAUUUACACGUCUCGGAUAGUUACAGAUCUGCAGGACGAGUCUUGGAGGUCCCAUCCCCACCACAUGCAGAAGGACAGGACGUGACCACCACUGAGUUGGGUUCCUCCUCAGUUCAAUCAAAGCCUUCCUCCUUCUCGCAAAAUGUCACAGCUGAAGGAGGAAUGGUUGACAAGGCAAGUUCUUUGUUUGAGAUUAAAGAACCGAUCAGACGUAAGGAGGAUGAGGAGAGGAGAAACUCUACGCUUGGCAAUAUAAGAUUGGAAAGGUCUGGCAAAUCUUUAAGCUUUUUCAGGCGGAGGUGUAACACUUGGCCAGAAGGAGAACGGAAAGCGAAAGAAAGUCAUUCAAACUCCAAUCUUCAGGUUUUCAUUAAAAAAAAUGCGUUACCUGUGGAUUCUGUCAUUGAUAACAACCCUUUUCCAGAAGACAGUUUGCCCAAUGCUGUCAAGACUUCAAGUGGAGCAGUUAAAAACAUCUGCUCUUAUUUGUCUCUGGGAUCCACUCUUAGCUUCAGUCUUCCCAAGAGCUUUCACAACAGUGUCUCGGACAUGGAAAAUAACAACCAAACAUUACCAUCAACUCGCACUCCACAAUUAGAGCUAGAGGUGGAACCAAUGAUUCAUAUGAGACAAACUGAAAUAAACCCGGUAGAUAUGGAAGAUUCUGAAGAUACAGAAGAACCUGAGGUCACAACCCAACAAUUGAAUCAAGUUUAUGAAAGCACAGAACCCGCCUUGAGGGUUUUCACAUUACUUGAAUUUGAAGGACCUGAUAAUGAUUCCUCGAGCUGUCACAAAGCCUCUCCUCCAGUGGUCAAUGGUUCCCCAUCAGUCGGUCAAUGCAGGCCUCUAUGUCCUUCUUCAUCCUGUGGUCACAAUUGCUUUAGUGUUCAUACCAAAAUAAAAGACCUGAAUGGCCACUUAUACAACACGUCUAAACAUGUGAAGAUAAACGUCUCAGAAAACGUGUUCCCUAAUGGUCAGGGCUACCGUAAGAGAGGCCGUAUCAUAAACUGUGGUGUGAGAGACUGUGCGCUGUGUUUCGGUGAUACAGUGAAAGAGACCGGAGUAGACUGUGCAGAGAAAGCAGACAUCAGCACAGAGGAGCUUCUUCAGCCAGGGCACUGGCUGUUUCAGCAGGAGGAAGAGGAACUGGAAGAUAUCUGGAGAGGAAGAGUGGGGAAUCUCACUUCAAACUGUGCUGUGGAGAAAAAUACCGAUGAAGAAACAGGGCUAUCAAUCAAAACCAGCAGGGGGCAGGUAGCACACCCACUCCAUGGAUGAGAUGGUUAUGUUGCCCAUGUAACCCCGUCCCAUCAUUGGCAAGAUGGGUUAUGUCAUGGAUGGGAUCGUUUUGAACAUCUCAUCAUUUAUCUGCUGUGCAUUUACUAUGCUGUACAUGUAUCAUUUUACUUCAGUUUAUUCUCCUCUAUAUCAACAUGGUAAAUUUAAUGCAAAACUGUCAUUCAAGGUUGAUCCGAGACCCACUGUAUAGACUACAGUGCAGACACACAAUAGAAGUUUGAAAUUACCAUUGCCCAACUCCAGAUGGAGCCCUUGUCCUGCUUGCAGCGGAAGGUUUAACCCAUGUGCAAUAAAAAGGCGCCUCUGUACACACCCAUUUCGAGCUAACAACAGAAUCAUUAGACCCAGAUACAUCAUCCUGCUGAUUUGGAAAUAAUAACAAGACUGUCAUGAGAAAAAAAAUGCAUAUGGCACUCCCCUUUAUUACCAGACUCUAUUAUAAUAAACUGUACAUCUCAGAAAACAGUUUGUAAAUCACUAUGAUGGAGCAUAUAUGCCAUUGAAGGGAUUAUUAAUGUGUUUGUGUGGCCAUAAAGUGCUGUUUUGUUAUUCUCACAAUUACAUCGUUAACUAUUUUGCACAAAAUAAAACUGAAUCCACACAA
Messenger RNA from Pimephales promelas (fathead minnow), 5234 nucleotides. The record is from RefSeq and is a predicted model, not a curated record. Lineage: Eukaryota; Metazoa; Chordata; Actinopteri; Cypriniformes; Leuciscidae.